Camelina sativa (false flax) is the source of this 1141-nucleotide messenger RNA. Its product is annotated as putative zinc transporter 12. Gene Ontology annotation, molecular function: zinc ion transmembrane transporter activity. The record is from RefSeq and is a predicted model, not a curated record. Gene Ontology annotation, biological process: zinc ion transmembrane transport. Lineage: Eukaryota; Viridiplantae; Streptophyta; Magnoliopsida; Brassicales; Brassicaceae. Gene Ontology annotation, cellular component: plasma membrane.
ACAAAGAAAAAAACAAACCCUAACUUUUAUCCAAAAGCCAACGAUGGGUAUAUUCCAAAAAACCCUAAUUUCUGCUUUCCUUCUCUACUUGUUUAUUCUACCUCUUCUAGUCUCAGCGGCAGAGGAAGAAAGCGAAUGUGGCGGAUCCAAAGGUGGUGACUCUGCUGCGGCAAAAGCAUCAGUUCGUAAUUUCAAGAUCGUAGCCUUUUUCUCCAUCCUAUUUGCCGGAGUAAUUGGAGUCUGUUUACCUAUUUAUGGCCUCAAGUCAGAGAGCGAUUUCUUCAUGUAUGUAAAAGCAUUCGCCGCGGGAGUAAUCCUAGCCACUGGUUUUGUCCACAUUCUUCCCGAUGCUACCGAGAGUCUCACUAGUCCGUGCCUUGGAGAAGAGCCACCGUGGGGUGAUUUUCCGAUGACGGGGCUUGUGGCUAUGUCUGCUUCGAUCUUGACAAUGUUGAUUGAGUCCUUUGCUUCAGGUUAUUUCAACAGAUCUCGGUUGGAGAUGGAGGGUAAGACUUUGCCGGUGAGUACAGCAGGAGAUACGGAGGAACAUUCUCAUGCUGCCUCUGCUCAUACUCAUGCCUCACAAGGACAUUCCCAUGGCUCUCUUCUUGUUCCCCAAGAUGAUCACACUGAUAUUAGGAAAAAGAUUGUAACUCAAAUAUUGGAAUUAGGUAUUGUGGUUCACUCAGUGAUAAUAGGAGUAUCUCUGGGAGUAUCUCCAAGUGUAAGCACAAUAAAGCCUCUCAUAGCUGCAAUUACCUUCCAUCAAUUGUUUGAAGGUUUUGGUCUUGGUGGUUGCAUCUCUGAGGCAAAGUUUGAAGCAAAGAAAAUUUGGGUUAUGUUGUUGUUCUUCUCACUCACGGCACCAGUAGGGAUCGGAAUUGGUAUUGGAGUGUCAGAGAUUUACAAUGAGAAUAGCCCAAUGGCCCUAAAAGUUUCUGGUUUCCUUAACGCUGCAGCUGCUGGAAUCUUGAUUUACAUGGCCCUUGUUGAUUUGGUAGCUCCACUUUUCAUGAACCACAAAGUUCAGAGUAGUUUGAAGAUACAAUUAUUUUGUAGCUUAUCUCUUGUUGUUGGUGCUGGUUUGAUGUCGCUUAUAGCUUUGUGGGCUUGAAUAAGUUUUAUGUGUUUUUUUCAUAGA